AUGUCUAAUAUGUGGCAUAAUUAUUUUGACGAGAACGAUGUUGAGACUUGGUCUAUUUACAAAUUUCACAAAAAUUGGAACUGUAUUCACGGAGGGGAUCCUGGCCGGAACUACUGUAAGAGUGCAGACGCGCUCGCAAAAAGUCUUCGUGCGAUUGUCAAUAAGAGCCCAGAUUCUAAAAAAAUUAAGAAGGCUAACAAGCUUUUGAGUGAUCUUCAGAGCUGGCGUGCCAACGAAAAUAUAAAUCGCUUACGUAAAAAAAGGAUGAACGAUAACAAUAUAGAUACAGGAACGAACUGUCUACAAUUUUCAUCUUGCUCUGAUGUACGGAUCGAGUCUGAUACAAGUGAUCGCAAGCGGAAGACCCAAAGCAAAGAAAGCGUGAAGAAGCGCGCGCGUGCAGAAACUACCGUUGAUGGGAAGGUGGACGAUGGUCCGAAGACUCCACCUCGGAAACCUCUUGAAGAAAAAGAGACUAAAGACAUUACUACCCCACAAAAGCCAAAGCUUUGCGAGCGUUCUUCCCAAUACUUGUCAAAACAUAUUUCGGUGAACAUUAAUGAACAGGGUUUGAUCAUGAAAGGUGAUCAAGAUGUUAUAAUUCCGGAAAUUCCAGAUGAAAUUCAACGAUGGCUCAUAAACGUACUAUCAUCUGAAAAGGAUAGGUUCGUUAGUACUAUCAUGGCUUCACUAAACCCCGAACAUAAAUUUCAGAAGAUGUGCAGAAUAAUUCUUUAUGACUUUUUUUCCAUGACUAGCGAAGGUUUAAUGGAUCGAAAUAUCGGGGAGAGAAAGUAUACCGUAGAGCAAAUUAUGCCAUUGUUCAAGGCCAUACAGUCGGUUUACAGAGAGUAUAAAUUCGACUGGAUCGAGGUUCAACUUGAAUGUAUCAAGGACAUGAAACUUCUGUUCCCGAACUUCGAUUUAACGUUAAACAAAGCAGACGGUGUCUGCAUGAAAGCAUCGAACAACAAAGAGGUAGUGUUUAUUGAGGUGUCAGGAGGUCCCGAAGCCACAGUAGAAAAGCAUGUCUGGGAAGACACUGAAAAACUUAUCAGAGAAGCAAUGUUUGGAUUGGUGUCUCUUCUGAGAGACUAUUUAGAUAAGAAUUCAACGGGUGCAAAGAAUAUUCGUACAUAUAUGGUGCAAGUUAUUGGUAAUGCUUUCACUACUACAUCUAGUCUUUCAAACAGCACAAAUCUUACAUAA
Funneliformis geosporum is the source of this 1209-nucleotide messenger RNA. Lineage: Eukaryota; Fungi; Glomeromycota; Glomeromycetes; Glomerales; Glomeraceae. The record is from the annotation of a GenBank genome assembly.